UAAAAUGACAGUUUAUAAUUCAAAACACUGUGAAAUCAAAGCAAUUUUAACUCAUAAAACAAUAGUAGCAUUACAAAACUUAAUGACCAUAAAAUCAACAUACAUCAAUUAUAAAAUGAUUGAAAAUGAUGAGCAUAAAAUCAACAGCAAUGACAUUGUCUAUGUCAAAGCCUUCAUCUAAAAACACUGAAACUCUUGGAACCCUUACUGCUUACUGAUCCAUCACCUAUUCCAAAACGCUGGUGCAAGGUAUUAUCUUUUAAACAGCAAGAGUUCCACCGAGUCACACACGGAACAACUGUGUCAAGUUUUAUGUCAGUUGUAUGUGGACUCCACUGCAUCAGCACUAAGAGUAGAGUGAUGGACUUUGUUCCAUAUUGCUGCACAUUUUGCAGUUGAACUAUUGUGAACCAUGUGGGCAGGACCCUAAGUUGGCAUCCACUAGAUCCUUUGAAGCAAUCAAGAUCAGAGUGUGAGCUGCACACCAUUGGUGAGGUAGUAAAAAAAUGAUACUUAAAACAAACAAAUUAUGUAUCUAGUUUGUUUUAAGUGCAUAAAUCAAUAGAAACAUUACAUGAAAAAUCAGUAAUGAACCUGAAAUCAACAACAAUGACAUUGCUAGGUCACAGCUAACAGCUCAAAAUUCUUAAACACUUACUUUCAACCUUUACUUAUUAACAGUCCAUCACCUAUUCCUUAGCUGUGGAGCAGCAGUGGGAGAGAGAGAGGAGAGAGAGAGAGAGAGAGAGAAAAAACACUUACUCGCCUGUUCUCCGAUACGCCAUAGCUUGGUUCUCGGACACUCCUCCACCCUCUAAUGGAUGACAACCAUGCCUCCCCGGACAGAUUGGAGGCAGACCUCCAGCCCCUGGUGGACGGAACACCCCGCCAAGUUUUUGGUGGACGUUCCUCUUCUGGCGAUGUGUUGAUGGCCCAGCCUCCUGAACGCAAGAUGAGUUUUGAAGGGGCAGAGGGUAGACCAGUCCCACCCACCUCCCUGCCACUGCAGGGCCAAGAGGGCGGUGGCUCUCAGAGGAAGAAGCUAUCUGCUCCUCAUAUUAGCCUAUCAUUGGACCAAAGUGAGGAUGACUUGUUUGACACACCAGAUGACCUCGACAUUAAUGUGGAUGAUCUGGACACACCUGAUGAGGCCGAUUACACUGACCAUGAAAUAGACUGGGAAGAGCCUAAAGCAUCUGAGAGGGAUACUGUCAAAGAAACAUUCCCACAUGCAGAGCCCAUUCCCAUAUACACCGCUGAAGAAGAGCGGCAGGAUGCCAAACUCUGGAGAACCGUCAUCAUUGGAGAGCAGGAACAUCGUAUCAACAUGAAGUGCAUUGAACCUUACCAAAAAGUCAUCUCCCAUGGAGGCUACUAUGGCAAUGGUACCAAUGCCAUCAUUGUGUUUGCUGCAUGUUUCCUGCCUGACAGUGACAGAGAGGACUAUCAUGACAUUAUGGAAAAUCUUUUUCUGUUUGUCAUCAGUACACUGGAGCUCAUGGUAGCAGAGGAUUACAUGAUCGUCUAUCUGAAUGGAGCCACUCCGCACCGCAGAAUGCCUGGCCUCAACUGGCUCAAAAGAUGCUACCAGAUGAUUGACAGAAGGCUAAAAAAGAACUUGAAAUCUUUCAUCAUUGUUCAUCCUUCAUGGUUUAUCAGGACAAUUCUAACCAUCACUAAACCAUUUAUCAGCUCAAAGUUCAGCAGUAAGAUCAAGUACGUGAACAGCUUAGCAGAACUAGAGGAACUCAUACCAAUGGAGUACGUCCACAUACCUGAAUGCAUCAUCAGAUUGAACGGAUAGUGAAGGAAAACAGCCAACAAGUGUCCAGUAUGCAUGGGAACACCUUCAACUAAAGGCUUAUGAUUACUGUAAAUGUUUGCAAUUAGUUUUGUAGACAAAAAUAAAUUGUGCCCUCUGUAUGAUUUUGUUUUUAUUUUUUAAAUGGGUGAGAAUACGUUUAAUAACCAUUUCAAAUAAUAUAGAUUGAAUGCUCAGAGUUUGCAGAGAUGAAAUCUAGACAAAGUGUUGGAGCUAUAAUCUAGUUUUCAUUUGUUAAACAUUUUUGGUAACUUUAUAAUUCCCAUACUUACUAAACUAAAAUUUGAGACAUUUCAAGGUUUUGAUCACUUUUAACCUAAAAUUUGGAAAAUGCAGUAAUAAGUCAAAAAUCUUGACUGGUAGAGUAUAACUGACAUACAUAUGAAUGUGUAGCUUUGCAUCUUUGCCAUUAGAAUAUACAGUUUGAGAGUAAACUGGGGAACCCUAAAGGGACUUACUGUAUAAUUUGUGCAUACAAAGAGAGUGAGAGAAGGUACCUGACAGCUUUAGCUGAUGAAGAGGUGUUGACUGUGUUUGUGAGAAUCUGUGUAGAAGUUGUAACUGUAUAAUUUCAAACCUGUGAAUUCUUGUUUCAAUGGGAACAGGCAUUUCAAAAGCUGGGCACCAUUAUAUACUCUAUGUGCAGAUGUAGACAUGUACUUUAGCAGAGAUUUCCAACUAUUUUUGUCUGUUCAACCCUGAACCAUAUAUGAUGUUUAAUUUUUGACACCACUUCCCACUUCUUACUUCCCUCCAGGCUUUUAUGUAUUGGUAUAUCUCACACUGUUCUUUCCUGGUUUGAAUCAUAUCAGUAUGGCAAAAGUAUCUUAUAUCUAUAGGUCAACAUAAAUCCCCAUGUGCCCCCAUUUCUCAAGGUGUCCCCCAAGGUUCUGUCCUUGGUCCUCUUCUUUUCAUCAUCUGUCUGCUCCUUCUUGGUCAUAUUACUCAUUGUCAUAGUCUUCACUAUCACGGAUGAAACACCGAUUUAUCUAAGCAUGUAUUAGAAGUAUGUAUCAUUGACAUUAAGUGAAUUAACUAAAAUUGUCUCAAAUAAACCCUACUAAGAUAGAAAUAAUGCUUACUGGACCUCAAACUGUAAUUUCCAACUAUUCCAGUUUCUCAAUCGAUGUUGACGGAGAUAAGACUGUCCGUAACCUAUGCAUUACAUUCGACCCCUUCCUCAACUUCGAAGCCCACAUCAGCUCCAUUACUUGAACUGCUUACUGCCAUCUACGUAACAUAGGUCAUCUUACCAUAUCCUUAAUCAGCAAGAUGCUGAAACUCUAGUGCAGGCCUUCAUCACCCCAUGCCUUGAUUAUCGCAAUGCCCUUCUCAAUAGGCUUUCUUUUAAAACUAUUUCCAGACUUCAUUACAUUCAAAACUCAGCAGCGAGAGUCCUUACCCAUGUGUCACGAACGUUUGAAUCCCUUCAUGACAUUUCGAGCUGCUUCUUCCUUACACCCCACUCUCAGGUCUUCUGAUUCAAGCCUACCCACUGUAUCUUGUUUCCAGCUUUCUACCAUGGGAGGUAGAUCUUUUGCUGUCACGACUCCCAAACUUUGAAAUUUACUCCCAAAGACCCUCUGUGACAUCACCUCUAUCACUAACCACAAAACUCUGGUCAAACCCCACUUAUUCUCACAGUACUACUCUUCUGAAUGUUAAUUUUGUUUUACUGUUGUCUCUGCAUUGAUACUAAUCAUUAAUUUUGUAUUGCUGAUUGUUUACCUUUUCUCAAUGUGCUCAUUUACUUUACUUUUCUUUUUUUCAUGUCACUGUUUCUUUUGUAUACAGAAUGUCUUUUUUACCCUUAUGUUUUAUUUCUGUCUUAAUUUUGUAUUGUAAAGUGUCCUUAACCCUCAUAUUGUCUUAAGAAACUGCACCAUCAUUCACGUCAUUUUCAACCUGUAUUGAAAACCAUUCAAAAUGCAUAAAUUGUUGAUAAGUGCACAACAGCACUAAAGACCCACCCUGAAGACACCCUUAACAAAAAUCUUUUUACUAUGGGCCCAUAGUCUAUAAUAAUAGAGAGAAAUUAUAAUAUAUUGAAUAUGGAUUAUGGAGUAAAAUAACUGUUAAAUACAUUUUGAAAAAAUAAAAAAAAAAUGGUUUUGCUUGUAGAACCAAAUUGGCCCGGUUGCUAGGGAGGGUAGAGUCACAUGGUGUAACCUCCUCGUGUUCAGUAUAAUGUGGUUGUUCUCAGUGGGGCGCAUGGUGAGUUGAGUGUGGAUGCCGCGGUGGAUGGCGCGAAGCCUCCACACGUGCUAUGUCUCCACGGCAACUCGCUCAACAAGCCAUGUGAUAAGAUGUGUGGGUUGACGGUCUCAGACGCGGAGGCAGCUGGGAUUCGUCUUCCACCACCCGGAUUGAGGCGAAUCACUUUGCGACCACGAGGACGUAAAAGCACAUUGGGAAUUGGGUAUUCCAAGUUGAGAGAACAUUUUUUUUUAUGUUAGUAAACUUAAUUACUUGCAUAUUACUUGCAACAUAAACUGUAAAAACAAAAAAACUGUGUGUUUGUGUGAGCAUGUGCAUGUGUGCACAAACCUCGUUUGAGAAGAAAGUAUGCAAUUUGUGGUAAAGAUGCGGUACCCAUUGGAGCAGGUGGGGAAGCUAGAGAACAGCAUGGGGCUAGAGGCUAAAUUUGAAAAGGUUUUAAAUCUUUUUUAGAUAAAAUUUGAUUAAUAGAUGUAUAAAAAGCUAUUUAAAGCGGUAUAACAUCCAGAAAGUCAGAAGGUGAAAGGUCACAACUGGUUCUUCCCAUGUGUCAAAAUUGACCCGUUAAGAAAAUGGAAGGAAAAAUAGUUUGAAAUUGUUAUUUCUCUUAAACAAUUAUAUACAAAAUGUAUUUUAUUUUGUUUGCUUUUAUAGUCUUGACAAAUUAACAAGAUGCGAUAUUUAUAACGUCAAAAAUGUCAAAUUGUUUGGGUCAAAAAUGACCCAAAGACAAUAGGAGGGUUAAGCUUUUGAA
This is a messenger RNA of Xyrauchen texanus (razorback sucker), 4793 nucleotides long. RefSeq names its product prune homolog 2 with BCH domain (gene prune2). NCBI's taxonomy places the organism in Eukaryota, Metazoa, Chordata, Actinopteri, Cypriniformes, Catostomidae. Gene Ontology annotation, cellular component: cytoplasm. Gene Ontology annotation, biological process: apoptotic process. The coding region runs from base 818 to 1804 and encodes 328 amino acids. The record is from RefSeq and is a predicted model, not a curated record. The transcript is spliced from 9 exons.